This is a messenger RNA of Carcharodon carcharias (great white shark), 2763 nucleotides long. It is a transcript of the gene cers3a, whose product is annotated as ceramide synthase 3a. Gene Ontology annotation, cellular component: membrane. The coding region runs from base 607 to 1731 and encodes 374 amino acids. The transcript is spliced from 11 exons. Lineage: Eukaryota; Metazoa; Chordata; Chondrichthyes; Lamniformes; Lamnidae. Gene Ontology annotation, molecular function: sphingosine N-acyltransferase activity; DNA binding. Gene Ontology annotation, biological process: ceramide biosynthetic process. The record is from RefSeq and is a predicted model, not a curated record.
GGACUCGAAACGUUAACUGUAUUUCUCUCCGCAGAUGCUGUCAGACCUGCUGAGUUUUUCCAGCUAUUUUUGUUUUUGUUUCAGAUUUCCAGCAUCCGCAGUAUUUUGCUUUUAUCCCACGUUCCUAGUCUGAACUCCAGAUCUGUUGUGUUGCCCCACCAGGAAUGCUUUUCCAGCAUUUACUUCACAGCUUCUGGAUGCAUCUCACAACUUUCCAAAUCCUUUCAGUGGGUUUGUGUUUCUGAUUGGCAGUAAGAUUCCUCCCUUGUCUCAGCGCAGCCUUAGAUUGCUAUUGAUUCUACUAUUGCAGGUUAAUUGUAAACAUCCCAUCAUUCUUAAAGUUUACUUGCCUUCCAAUCCUUUACAGUAAGCGCUGAAUUGGGUCAUUGUGUGGCGCACUGCCCUUAAGCUAUUGUUAAGGGUAUGCGUCAGGUCGGUGAGUGGAACAGCAUUAACGGAGGGCGUGAACUCAAGAUCUUUCAACUAAACUGCCGAGUUGCUGGUGUGUCCCCAUGUGAGAAGCCGGGCCGGAUAAUCAGUGUUCAAACUGACCGGGGCUCACAGCGCCUGGUUUAAGGAAUUUUCAAAGUUACGUUUGAAAGCAGGAUGUUACAGACACUGAGUGACUGGUUUUGGUGGGAUCACCUCUGGCUUCCCCGAAAUUUAACCUGGGCCGACCUUGAAGACAGAGAAGGCUAUGUGUAUGCCAAGGCCUCCCAUUUAUAUGUCACAGUCCUGUAUGCUAUUGUUUUUAUGAUAGCUCGACAUUUCUUCGAAAGAUUGAUAGCGACACCUCUUGCCAAAAUGAUGGGGAUUAAGAACCAAAUACGAUUGAAGGUCACAUAUAACGUGGUUUUAGAAAACUUUUUUGUCUCAAUUUCAAAGCAUCCUACCAGGUCACAGAUCGAAGGCUUGUCAAAGAAAUGCAGUUGGACAGUCCGGACGAUUGAGAGAUGGUUUAGGAGGAGGCGCAAUCAAGAUAGGCCCAGUUUGAUGAAAAAAUUUCGAGAGGCUUGCUGGCGAUGUACAUUUUAUCUCCUGGCAUUUUUUGGUGGCAUCGCUGCCCUCAUUGACAAGCCAUGGUUUUACGAUACUUGGGAGGUGUGGGUAGGAUAUCCUAAACAGACCCUGUUACCAUCCCAGUAUUGGUACUAUAUAACUGAGUUGAGUUUUUAUUGGGCACUAUUAUUCAGUAUCGCAUCGGAUGUAAAAAGAAAGGAUUUUAAAGAACAAGUAAUUCACCACGUAGCUACCAUCAUCCUACUGAGCUUCUCCUGGUGUGCAAACUAUAUCCGAGUGGGAACCCUGGUGAUGGUUGUACAUGACUCGUCUGACAUCCUGCUGGAAUCUGCCAAGAUGCUUAACUAUGCUGGGUGGAAAUCCAUCUGUAACUCACUGUUCAUUGUCUUCGCUGCGGUAUUUAUAAUCACCAGGCUUGUCAUCUUUCCCUUCUGGAUCAUCCAUUGUACUUGGGUCUAUCCAGUACAUCAUUAUCCUCCGUUCUUUGGAUAUUAUUUCUUCAAUGCCAUGCUGGUUGUCCUUCAGCUGCUCCAUAUCUUCUGGGCGUACCUCAUCCUACAAAUGGUCGCAAAAUUCUUCUCCAGCAAACUGGAUGGAGAUGAUCGGAGUGAUCAGGAAGAGUGUGACGGGAGUGACGAUGACGAUGAGGGCAUGAAGAAUGGUGGUGGCUCCAAAAACAAGCUGGCAGUUAACAGCCAUCACAGCCACUGAGACCGAGUCCAGGUCAACUCCGGCGACAAAAGAAUGAAAAUGUGUGUAGUGAUGCCUGUGGAACAAGUGUUGUUGAUAAAUGAGUAAUGUGCUGUUAUUGGAGCUGGACUAAAGUGAGUGUUGGCUGCAGUCGGUCAUAUUUGUAGAGCUCUUCCUCUUUGGAGUUUCUCAAAGUUAUUCACGAAACUGUGUUGAAGUGUUCAACAUUGAUCUCAGAGGUCAGACUGCUGCAGGUUAAACAUUAUCUGGCCAACACUGACCAUCACACACUGCUGACAGAUUGUACAUAAGAGGAACACCGGCCAGGUUCCUCAUUGGCUGGACAGAUUUCUAAAAUCGAUUCUUAAUGUUCAGAUUGUUUUUACUCUUAAAUCCACUGCAGUAACAUUGCUGGUCUGCUUCAUAAGGCAUCUUGCAGUAUUCCAGACUAAUUCACAACCGACACACUCAGCUCCUAUUACAUUCAAUAAGCAUUGGGUCACUAGGAGUCCAAGGCCUCAUAAUCUUAAAAUGAACCUACCAAUCGAAGUAGAUUUUGUAGAAAGUAAACUAAACAUCACUGGUCCCUUUUCAUUGUCCUAAAUGACCUUUAUUUUGCUAAUAACCAUUGCUUCUGCCAUUCUGCGGGACAUUCUGAAUGAUAUUCUGAGCAGGGAGCUAUAUUUGAAUCACGCAGCCUCUGAUUUUCCGCCCAUUCAUUUGAACGUUGGAAUCGCUUCGUUGUGCAAUAUUUGGACUGACACUUCAAACAGAAUUACCCAGUGCCAAAUUCUAACCUUCAAGUCAGUGGGAAAACACAAAGGGCUGAAAUUUUAGGGCCCCUGAAGGCAGGAACAGAGGCUGGGGGGAGGUGCCCUGAAAAUGCUGAUGCCCAGCGGAGUGUUGGUACCCAUUCCCAGUGCUGCCCAUUUUGGGGGAGGUGAGUGUGAGACCUGGGUAGACAGCCUACCCCCAUGAGACAGACAGGCAACUAGGCUCAUUAGGGGUUUUGUUAAAGGUGAGUUCCAGUUGGCCUCCAGUUUUCUGAUGCAA